UAGUGUUCUGUGGUUCUGUGUACUCAAUAAAUGAUAAAAUUUAAUAUUAAAAUCGUUACAAAAUAAUAAAUAUUAUUAGUUAAUACAGAAUAUUUAAUUUAAAACUGUAAAAAGCAUACACGCUCGAGAAAAUUUUCAAGUAAUUAUUUGUUUAUGUAUGUACUUUUCAGAAUACACACAGAAAAAUCUUCCAAAUAAAUUAGUAUAUUGUCUUAUUAUUAUUAUAAUUUACAUCACACUAAAUGGCAGAUGAUAUUAUUUUUGAGUUACUACAUUCAGAAAUAAUAAAUUAUGCCAAAGAACAAUCGAAAAAUAAUGGGAAUAAGGAAACAGACCUGUCAGUGGUAGAAUAUAUUGGUUUUGCAGCUGGAUAUAAAAUCAUGGAAAGGUUGACCAGAGAGUGGCCAAGGUUUAAAGAUGAACUAGAUACAAUGAAGUUUAUUUGCACAGAUUUCUGGACUUGCAUUUAUAAAAAACAAAUUGAUAACUUGCGCACAAACCAUCAAGGAGUUUAUGUGCUGCAAGAUAAUGCAUUUCGUUUUCUCACCAACUUUUCUAAUGGACAUCAGUUUUUAGAAUAUGCACCCCAGUUUGUGGCGUACACCUGCGGUCUCAUCAGAGGUGGUCUAGCAAACCUCUGCAUCAACAGCGUGGUCACAGCAGAAGUCCAGACAAUGCCUUCCUGUAAAUUCCAUAUUAAUGUUCAACGAACAACCUAAAACAAUUAUAUUUAUGUAAGCCAGAUAAAUUUAGUAAUUUAUUCAUAUAUAUAUAUAUAAAUAUUAAUAUUUUAUUGUAAUUUAAAUUAACAAUUUGUUUCAUUAAACGUUAUUACAAUGAA
This is a messenger RNA of Leptidea sinapis, 841 nucleotides long. It is a transcript of the gene Trs33, whose product is annotated as trafficking protein particle complex subunit 6b. The record is from RefSeq and is a predicted model, not a curated record. Gene Ontology annotation, biological process: regulation of GTPase activity; endoplasmic reticulum to Golgi vesicle-mediated transport. Gene Ontology annotation, cellular component: TRAPP complex; trans-Golgi network; cis-Golgi network. Bases 243 to 719 code for a protein of 158 amino acids. The transcript has 3 exons. NCBI's taxonomy places the organism in Eukaryota, Metazoa, Arthropoda, Insecta, Lepidoptera, Pieridae.